Messenger RNA from Labrus mixtus (cuckoo wrasse), 1709 nucleotides. RefSeq names its product membrane-anchored junction protein. The transcript is spliced from 8 exons. Gene Ontology annotation, molecular function: DNA binding. The record is from RefSeq and is a predicted model, not a curated record. Bases 495 to 1229 code for a protein of 244 amino acids. Gene Ontology annotation, biological process: homologous chromosome pairing at meiosis; meiotic attachment of telomere to nuclear envelope. NCBI's taxonomy places the organism in Eukaryota, Metazoa, Chordata, Actinopteri, Labriformes, Labridae. Gene Ontology annotation, cellular component: nuclear inner membrane.
CUUAGUUUUGAUAUUUUUUAGUACUUAUUUACUUUGUAUUUAAUAUUAUAUUAUGUUUAAAUUUGCUAACAUUGUGUUUUUUACUCAUAUUGUGUGUUUGGAUAACCUGCUGCUGUAACGCCACAAUUUCCCAGUUUGGGAUCAAUAAAGUAAUUAUAUUCUAUUCUAUUUCUUUCUUGAUACAUUCAGCCCAUAAUUAUUUCCAUCUCUUGCUCACUUUUUUACAAGCAGAGUAAAUCGACUAUAGUUCAAAACCACAAGUAAAACAUAUACAAGCAAGAAGAAAACAAUUCCAUUCUCCACGAAGUUCAGUCUUUUAAAAGUAUUAGAAACUGUUACUGUCUGCUAUUUGAGUCUCAAAAGCAGCUGGGGGGAUGGAUGAGCUGCAGACAAGCAAGGAAACAUUAAUCACAUUGGUCUCUAUUUUAACAUGAUGUAACAACACUACUGUCAAUGGCUACUUUUAAAAGCUCCAAUGUGUGUUACUUAACGGUAUGUUUGUUAUAUAUUUUUUAAUCAGUGGAGAGGAAGUAAUCAGAAGACACUGCUUAAAUGAAGAACUGGAGGACAUUGUCAGAACUGUUCUCGGCAACCUGGACAGUCUCGGGCCCUUCUCCAGUACCCACUUCAACGUCUUCCCUUACAAGAAGCCAUGGGAGGGAGUGUCGAAGGUCAUGUGCGUACAAUGUGACGGGAACCUGAAAGCCUAUCCAUUAAAUCUUCUCGUCUACCUUGAGAAAAACACGGGGAAUGGAAAGUCAGCAGGGGAGAAGUUGAGCUUACAGAAAGAAGCUGAACAAUCUCCAUUUGUUUCUGAGCCUCUGACAAAGCGCAGUAGGAGAGAUUCACCACUAGAGGAGGCCAUACUAAAGGACUUAACCAUCGACUUAGAGGCUGAAAGCAGGGGUGUCAUGGCUGGGCUGCAUUAUGAAUAUCAAUGUGCAGGGCGAAAGGCCAGAGAGGAUCCAGGACAUGAUGACAAGAGAGGGACCAAAGGGUUUGUGGAACCCCAGCAGAAAUCAAGCGUCAGCGCUGACAGAGGAAAAGGGACGCCAGGGGAAGUGCAACCAGCGAGCACACAGGCCGUGAUGAUACAGGACGAGGAGGAGGAGGAGGAGGAGGAAGAAGAGAAUACAGACUCUGAGCCUGGAACACCUGAAAGGAGAGGGAUCCUGACCCGACUAGCCAGCCUUGUGUUCCCCUUCUCCUUGUUUCUCAGAGAUCCCUGAGAGCGGAGCUAAUCCCAGGAGGUUCUACUGGUUCCAGUCUAGGAGACUUAAUGGAGUUUGGUUAAAGUUCUGCAGUAAAGUAAAGAAAAGUGUUGUUGCGAAUGUGUUUAAUUAUCUUUUAUAUUUGCGUCCCCCUUGUUCUCAGAAAUGUUGCACUAUUUUUUUUUUUUUUAAAUACCAGUUUUUGCCACAAAGUGAGAGGCAGUAUCGUAUACCAGCUCUCUCGCUUCAGGUCUCUAUUGAGAUGGAUGUUGAUUGUUGAUUUGAUGCUGUGCCAGUAAGAAAGCGCUCACAUGAAUCUACAUUUUGUUUAUUUCAUGUUAAAUUGUAUAGGGAGCAUAAAGCUAGUGAACUUACGUUACACACGACACUUUUACACACCAGGUAGUUCACAAUGUCCCCAAGUCAACAACAAAGACACAAAAAGCACAAAAACACCCUCAACAUUAAAACAGAUGGAACAAAUCUACUUGUGUUCAU